AUGUCUGAAGUCGAACGACUGUUCAAUCUGUGCGACUCAGAAGGAAAAGGGUAUUUAACGGAACAAGAUCUUCAGCAUAUUUGCCCACAGCUCGACCAGAAGGACAUUGAGUUUAUUUUUGCGCAACUGGAUACUGACGGAUCUGGCAGAAUAGACAAGGAGGAGUUCUGCAAUGGCUUUAAUAAAGCUGUACUUGAGGGAGAGAGUAGAGGAUAUGGAGGAAUGAAACGUCGUGCAAGUGUUAUCGACUAUUCUGGGAAUUCAGAUGAACAUAAAUUAAUGGAUAUCUCUGAGCUUCCUUUGAUACGUGCUGGAGAAGAAGUAUUCGAUAGCGAUGCAGAAACACCGUUUCCGCGACCCUCUCGUCUCCGUACCCUUGAUGAAGAAGUUUACAAUUCAGAAUCUGACACUAAUGCAAGUAUCGACUUUGCCUUGCCUUGCCAUGAAGAGGUUGUUAUGCUUUACCAACAGCUUCAAUCAGCCGGUGUGCCACAACUUUUGCGGAAAUAUGAGCGAAUAGUCGGAUCAUUCUAUAAGGAAAUAAAGGAUCAGAAAGACGAAAAUCAACGACUGCAGCACGUGUUCGAGACUGAAAAAGAUAUGUACAACAAGCGAAUGGAGGAAGUUGAGCUAGAAAUUGAUCAGCAAGUGAUGAUUGCUGAACGGAAAGCCAGGGAAGAAAGACUCCAGAAAAUGGAAAAUGUACUGGAAAAGGAAGGGCAAAAGCUUACUCAUCAAAAAGAGUUACAAGAGCGUCUUAAAGAAGUUUGUUCCGAGAACACUGAACUACGCCGAGGUUUGGCUGAAAACCAUCUUGAACUGGCAAUGAUCAAAAGCGAACUGGCACAUGUUCGCGCUGAGUACGAACAUAAGGAGAACGAACUUAUUCGGCAGAAAGACGAGGUCUCUGCGGUCUCUCAAGAAAGUGAAAAUAUGCAGCGUCAAAUCCAGCUUCUUUUUGAGGCAAAUAAGAAGUUGCAUGACACAAAUGAGAGCCUAAGAGAUGCACUAGAUAGCCGAGCAUCCGUUAUCAAACAGUUUAACCUAAGAACACCUUCUCCAAAUUUGGUAAGGACUGCCUCCGAGGGAGUAGCACUCUUUCAAAGAGAAGGACAAGAUAGUCUAAGGCUACCAACUCCUGUAACUUUCAGCGAAUUAGCAACAGAAGACGAUGUCAGAAAUCUGAAACAAAUGAUAAAUGUCAUCUUCGCCGAACUAAUGCUCGAUUCAGGCCUUACAGCAUCGUUUGAUGAUGGGAACUGUUCGAGCGAUUCUGAGAAGCCGAAAGGAGACGUUGAACCGGUAAUGGUAAGCGUCGAUUUUCAUGUUAAAACCGUAUGUGCAGAUGGAAGGAAUGUAGCGUUACAAUUAUGGGACACUGCUGGUCAGGAAAGGUUUCGUUCACUAUGUAAGUCGUACUUUCGGCGUGCAGAUGGUGCUAUUUUGGUGUAUGAUGUUUCAUCGGAACACUCUUUCAUUAAAAUUCGUGAUUGGGUUGACACUAUCAAGGUCAGUUCAUUUUUUCCCCAAUCAUUGUAA
Messenger RNA from Strongylus vulgaris, 1539 nucleotides. The record is from the annotation of a GenBank genome assembly. Lineage: Eukaryota; Metazoa; Nematoda; Chromadorea; Rhabditida; Strongylidae.